AUGGCUCAACUGCGACCAGAAGAUAUAGUGCAGUUUUAUAAAGAAUCUGAGCCAGAUGCGAAAGGUAAUCAGUUAUUCAAAUGUGAAUACUGUAGACAAGAGUCAAAGCCUGAUUUUAUCGUCGAUUAUAUUAGAAUGAUACGUCAUUUAUACGAGGAGCAUAAUAAAUCAGAAAUAAUGGAAGAUCCAAAAUAUGAAUCUGUAAAAAUGAGUUUUAAUCUUUCUCGCGAAUAUCAAUACAAAACUGACAGUGGGAUAUGUCUUGAGUCAAAUUGUGGCGUGACAGUUAAAAGUAAAUUUGGUAGAGCAUUACCAUUUAAAAACCAUUCGAUAACGCAUCACGCAGAUGACAAAAAAAAUUUUUUUGCAAAAGCAGUAGGAAUUGUUUCUGGACAAAAAAUACUAAAUAAUUACGAAAUAAUGGAUAUCGAAAAUGCGACCUGCAUAUUUUGUCAGACGUCGUUACCCUUGAAAGAUUUGGACUUGCACCCAGCUAAAGUACUCGAGGACUUAAGCAGACACUUGAUCCCACAUGUUGACGAGGCUCCGGAAAUACUAGACAAUGAAGUACCACUCCUAGAGGAAGCACUCAUACAAAUUGAGCUAGACGAAGAGGAAAAAAUACAUCUAGAAGUGAAAGAUAAAAAAAAAAAAAAAAUUUUUGGUUUGCAAAGCAUUGAUGAAGAAGUCGUAAUGGAAGAGACUUUAAGAACUAUAGAACCGGAAGUUUCUCCAGAAGAUCUUAAUACGCUACUGCAACAAUACAAUUCUAAAAUUAUAGCAAUUAAACACGAAGAAGCGUCAAUUACGAUCAAAAUUAGACACAUGCAUACUUUAAUGGAGAGAGAUGAAAAAGAUAAUCAAAGAAAAAUUCUAGAAAAAGUAUUGAAAAAUUUAAGGGAAAAAAGGCGAGAAGCUGCAACGCAGAUAUCACAUCAAGCGGAAAGAUCUGGACAAAGCAUUCCGAAUGAGGAUGUACCAGAGACACCAGAUUCUAGCGAAAUACGAAGCGCUAUGACGCAAAGUUCUUCGUCUGUAGAAUACAAACCUGGACAACCGAGUUUGAGUGGCGGUGAGGAUGUACCAGAGGCAUCAGUGUCCGGCGAAAUGCAAAGCACUACGACGCAAAGUCUUUUGACUGGAGAACCACUAUCAAAAUAA
This is a messenger RNA of Trachymyrmex septentrionalis, 1161 nucleotides long. RefSeq lists its product as uncharacterized. Bases 1 to 1161 code for a protein of 386 amino acids. Lineage: Eukaryota; Metazoa; Arthropoda; Insecta; Hymenoptera; Formicidae. The record is from RefSeq and is a predicted model, not a curated record. The transcript is spliced from 5 exons.